GCCGUACUGGCGGUGUUACUACUCAAAUACAGAUGCCGUCAUCUACGUCGUGGACAGCUGCGAUCGCGACAGGAUUGGCACUUCCAAGUCGGAGCUUGUUGCUAUGUUGGAGGAAGAAGAGCUGAAGAAAGCCAUUUUGGUGGUGUUUGCAAAUAAGCAGGACAUGGAGCAGGCCAUGACUCCCACAGAGAUGGCAAACGCGCUUGGCUUACCGGCUCUGAAGGACCGCAAGUGGCAGAUCUUCAAAACCUCUGCGACCAAAGGCACGGGGCUUGAUGAGGCGAUGGAGUGGUUGGUGGAGGCCUUGAAGAGCAGGCAGUGA
Eurypyga helias (sunbittern) is the source of this 322-nucleotide messenger RNA. RefSeq names its product ADP-ribosylation factor-like 1 (gene ARL1). Gene Ontology annotation, molecular function: GTP binding; GTPase activity. The transcript is spliced from 3 exons. Lineage: Eukaryota; Metazoa; Chordata; Aves; Eurypygiformes; Eurypygidae. Gene Ontology annotation, cellular component: cytoplasm; Golgi apparatus. Gene Ontology annotation, biological process: vesicle-mediated transport; intracellular protein transport. The annotation marks the transcript as partial. The record is from RefSeq and is a predicted model, not a curated record.